Molecule: messenger RNA, 1224 nt
Organism: Hirundo rustica (Barn swallow)
Lineage: Eukaryota; Metazoa; Chordata; Aves; Passeriformes; Hirundinidae
Product: ovocalyxin-32-like
Exons: 6
Coding region: 1-807 (268 amino acids)
Molecular function (GO): metalloendopeptidase inhibitor activity
Source: RefSeq, a predicted model, not a curated record
AUGCCGGGGCUCCGCGCCUCACCGCCCGCCUUCCUCCUGCUGCUCGUGCUCGUCUUUCCCCGUGGCAGCCCCGCGGCUCCGGGCGCCGGGCAGGAGCUGGAGCCCGGCAGCCGCUCGGCCGUGGCGGCGGCGCGGGUGGCCCUGCACUACGGCAACUUCCAGGCGAGAUCCCUCGGCGGGCUCAGGGCGCUCGGGCAGGUCCGCAAGGCUACGCUGAAGAACAUCCCAGAGUCUGGCCACAAGUAUUACCUGCAGUUCAGCACUGAGGACUACAGGACUGGGGAAGAUGCUGGGAACUGCCUGGCUACAGUGCUGUAUCCAAAGAAAAAGUCUCCUCCUGUUGUCAGCAUCAAGUGCUCCCACACCAAAGACAAGAAGGAAAUCCAGGAAGAGGACAACAGAUUUUACCAAAGGAUCAGGCACCAAAGCAAACCAAUAACUGGAAACAACAUUCCAGACAGCUAUGGCAACAUUGAGCCUGCCCUGGAGCCCGUGUGGGCUCUGGCUGUGGCUGGCAGCAGCUCCAUCAUGUGGGAAAAGUCCACCGAGACCUUGGGAUACUUCCUGGCCCAAGUGAAAUCCGUGAGGCAGUGGGUCAGGAAAGAUGAUUUUACCGAGUUUGACUACACUGUGCUACUGCACGAAAUCCCGACCCAGGAAAUCAUUUCCUGUCACAUGCGCCUGACGUGGCUCCCCGGGCACCCGCUGAAGGUGAAACAUUUCUGUGCUUCCAACGCGGACGAGGGCUCUGGGGCAGAAUCUGGAUCGGCCGCUGGGCCUUCAGCUGAAAAGGGAGCAAAGUUCUGAGGGAAAUCCUCCCUCCUGUGGAUACGGAUCCAAUCAGCAAACGCUCGUGUUGGCACACCUGGAGCUGGGAUCAUCCUUCCACGCAAGGCAGUGCACGGGAGUGGUCUCACCCACCUCUUCUGUGCCGGAAUUAAUUCCUGUCACUUCUGCACCUGCGAGAUUCGAGUCCUGCAGCUCUGCCUGAACCCUCUGCUACUCCAUAUAUACACAGAUGAACCUACAGCAGUUGAUUUGAUGUCACUAAUUAACUGUUACCUAAGAGCUGUUUAUAAACAAAAAUUAAUAUAUUUGGACACAGAUCGCGAGCAAAGUGUUAAUCUGUCACUAAGAGAGAUUUGCCUGUUAAGAUUUUGUCACGUUUUGGGCUAGAAUCAUGCUGAUUUUUAACUCACAUCUCCAAUAAACCAAAUGCCAUCA